Astyanax mexicanus (Mexican tetra) is the source of this 1868-nucleotide messenger RNA. It is a transcript of the gene surf6, whose product is annotated as surfeit 6. Bases 293 to 1414 code for a protein of 373 amino acids. The transcript has 5 exons. Gene Ontology annotation, biological process: ribosomal small subunit biogenesis; ribosomal large subunit biogenesis. The record is from RefSeq and is a predicted model, not a curated record. Gene Ontology annotation, cellular component: nucleolus. Gene Ontology annotation, molecular function: RNA binding; DNA binding. NCBI's taxonomy places the organism in Eukaryota, Metazoa, Chordata, Actinopteri, Characiformes, Acestrorhamphidae.
AGGCGUGUGCGGUUGCGCAUGCGCGGUGUGAAACACAUGGGCAGGAGGAGCUGUUGAGUUAGAGCAGUUGUUGUUGCAGAAACGCUGUUUUUAAUGUUCAGAUCGAGCGCAGAUUAAGAAUUCCGACCGUUUGAGUGAAAGAAGAAGGAGAAGUAGAAGAGGAAAUGUGUGGCAAAUCCUUUCUAAUUAUUCCCUCAGUGAGAAACUAGUUUAAUAGCUGCCAGUAACUGCUGUGGGAUAUUGUGGGAUAGUUAACCUAGCUGAGCUUGGCUUUGUGGAAGUUGCUGCAAAGAUGUCCUCAAGCCUUGCAGCCAAGUACGACUACCUGGAGAAGCUGACUCGAAAAGUGUGCCAUUCCCAGACCGAACAGACCAGACAGAGACCCUAUGUUCCAUUUCGUGCUCGUAGUGGUGGUGACGAAGAUGGUGACAGUGGGCCACCUAAGAAGAAACAAAAGAAGAAACAGAAGCAGAUCAAAGGAAAUAAUGUAAACACAAAUGAUAAAAAGCCAGCCCCAAAGACCAUCCAAAAAGCAGCACAGAAACAGCCCAUCACAGAACAGAAAGCUCCUCAGGCCAGAGUUCAGAAUGGGAAUCAAGCCCAGAAGAAGACACAUGGCACAAAAUCAGAAGGCGAGUUUAAUGCAGUGGAUAUUUUAAGGAAAAGACUUCAUCAGAAGAUUGAGGAGUCUCGUGGGCAGGGUCCACCCAAGGACCCUUCCUCAGAAGAGGUGCAGAAAAGACGAGCGAAACGGAAACAGGAGAGAGAGCGCAAAAAGCGGAAAAGGAAAGAGUUCCGUAUGAAAGCGUUGGCGCAGAGUUCUACCACUGAGAUAAAAGAGGAAAGCGAACCGGUGGAGAUAACCACACCUCAGUCUGAACCUGCUGAAUCCAAAUCUGACAAGAAGGACACAAGCACCUUGGUCUUCAACAAGGUGGAGGUUGAGGAUGAUUAUGUGGAUAAAGGGACCAAGAUGAGGGAGAAGAAGAAGAAAAGGAAAGUGAAAGGAACCCUCACUCCCCUCAUAGGGAAGAACUACAAACAGCUGUUAACCCGAGUAGAGGCCAGGAAGGCCCGUCUGGAGGAGCUGCGGGAGAAGGAUGAAGGGAAAGCAAAGAAGGAAGAAGAGAAGAUGAAGUGGACCAACGUUCUCUACAAGGCUGAGGGGAUGAAGAUCAAAGAUGAUGAACAGCUUCUACGGGCUUCGCUGAAGAGGAAAGAGAAGAUGAAGACCCAGAGGAAGAAAAAGUGGGUGGAGAGGAGCGAGAAUGUGCUGGAGAAGAUGCAGCAGAGACAGGACAAGAGACGCAGGAACAUUCAGAAACGCAAAGACAAUAAAAUGGAGAAGCGGCAACAGAGAGCCAGGAAGAAGGGCAGAGUGCUGCCUCAGGAUCUGAAAAAGGCUGCUCUGUAGAGAUUGAUAUAAUGGAGAAAUUGGACACGUAUGGACAGAGAUUGAAUAAAUUCAGGAGCGUACUUAGAAAAGGAUAAAACUAUAAAGAGCAUGAAUCAGAACGGUGAUGGUGACUUGAACAGAACAGUACAAAUGGUUCCAAACAGUUCAGGAAUCUUAACUUCUAAUGAUUGAUUUAUACUUCUGUCUUCUGCAAGUUAGCACAGAGUCUACUGUGUAGUUGUGAGCGUUUAUACAUGUGCAUAGGUCUGUCUGCAACACUCUACAAUGUUCAGCUGAGCAAUUACAAUUGCUGUAUUCUGCUGUUUCUUGGGAGGUGCAUGUCCAACUACAACAUAGGCUAUUUGUAGGAUAUACAAAAGGUGUGUAGUGUUGAAAAUAAAUUGGUCUAUACUUUUACUAAGGUGUGCUAUGUCUCUGUACAAUUAAAUGCAGUAAAGUAAAUAAUGGAAAA